Messenger RNA from Microbotryum saponariae, 438 nucleotides. The record is from the annotation of a GenBank genome assembly. NCBI's taxonomy places the organism in Eukaryota, Fungi, Basidiomycota, Microbotryomycetes, Microbotryales, Microbotryaceae.
AUGCAGAGUGUGAACUUCCAGCCACGCCACCUCAGCACAUCUCACACCCCAUUCAACAACUCCUUCUCAAGGCCGUCCCCGCCCCCUCUCCCAAGAUCGGACCAAAAGGAAUUCGAGGAUUUACAACGUCGAGUCAAUGCUCCCGCAUCCCAACAAGCCCAGCAGGACCUCGAAGCUCAAGCUGAACUCGCGCAAACGGUCACGGGCACAGAGGAGGACUUGACGAUGCAUCCUGAUUAUCGGAAGACACCGGAACCGACGUUCCAAGGCGAUACCAACCCCGAGACGGGCGAGGUUGGUGGGCCUAAGCGAGAACCUUUGGUCCAUGGUCAGUAGAUGCAAGGUGCUCGAGUGUGCCUACACUUCAUCACUAACACGUUCACUUCUUUUCGUACCUCAGGCGAUUGGUCGUAUGGAGGCCGUGCGACCGACUUCUGA